Salvelinus sp. IW2-2015 is the source of this 1660-nucleotide messenger RNA. RefSeq names its product leucine-rich repeat-containing protein 57-like. NCBI's taxonomy places the organism in Eukaryota, Metazoa, Chordata, Actinopteri, Salmoniformes, Salmonidae. The record is from RefSeq and is a predicted model, not a curated record. Gene Ontology annotation, molecular function: protein binding.
UGACGCUCUCCCCACUAUUUAUUGUUCAUGCAGUGAGGAUUCACUCUCUUUAGAUAAUUAUUUUGUAAUUUAUCUGCAGCAACAACAAAAAAAUAGCUCAAAAAGCAGUAGUACCAGUAUGCAAAUCAGGGAGCCGAAUGAACGGCUUUCUUAUCAAUGCAUCCAAAAGAUCCGCUCGCGAACGAACCAUCACUACAAACUGCUGGCUUCCCAGCGACAUGUUUGUUGUUGUUCGAGAUGCAGGAUUAGCUACAGUAUGUCCUAGGCGACUAGCUAAUUGUUUAGGUUUGACUAGUCCAACAAUCCCCAUAGUUAUAUGUUCCUAAUAUGUUAGUUACCAUUUGCAGACACGUACUGCACGAGAAGGACUUAAAACAGCCCACAAGGGGCCACACUGAAAACCAAGUAGCAGGCAGACCCACAUUAUCUGGCACCACCAUCAUAAUAAUAGGUUAGAUAAUUACAAGUGUGUGACUUACUGUCGAGUUGAAGACCAUCACUUAAGAGGACCACAUCACCAGGUAACUACAACAAAGAUGGGGAACAAUGCAAUCAAAGCCCAUCUGGAGAACUCACAGAAGACUGGGAUCUUUCAGCUGACAGGGAAAGGCCUUCCUGAGUUCCCCGAGGAGCUCCAGAGGUUGACUGGAAACCUACGGACUGUAGAUCUGUCCUCCAACAAGAUCGAAGUGCUACCUGCUGCCAUAGGAAACUUCCUUCAGAUGAAGAGUCUGACUUUAAACUGUAAUAAACUCACAAGUCUCCCAGAUGAAAUUGGAAAGCUGAAGAAACUAGAGACUCUUUUGCUGAAUGGGAAUUACCUGACGCAGCUCCCUAGCACUGUAGGACAGUUGAAAGCGUUGCGCACCCUCAGCCUGUCAGGGAACAAAUUCCGGGAGUUUCCUGCUGGCCUUGGCUCCCUACGACACCUGGACGUUCUGGACCUGUCCAAGAACCACAUCCAGGUGGUGCCUGCUGAGGUGGCGGCCUUGCAGGCCAUUGAGAUCAAUCUCAACCAGAACCAGAUUUCAGUGGUGUCUGCGGAGGUGUCCACCUGCCAGAGGCUGAAGGUGCUGAGACUGGAGGAGAACUGUCUGGAGCUCACCUCCAUCCCUGUGUCCAUCCUCACCACCUCCCAGGUGUCCCUGCUCUCCGUGGAGGGCAACCUGUUUGAGGUGAAGAAUAUGCGUGACCUGGAAGGGUAUGAGAAGUACAUGGAGCGCUUCACUGCAACCAAAAAGAAAUUUGCCUGAACAAUAGAAAGAGAGCAUCCCCCUGAGUCCAGCUUGUGAUCUACCCUCAAGCACCCUCUCUAAAUGGUUGUGGCGUACUACAGUAAAUAUGGCUUCUGCACUGCUGCGGCAACAGGUUACAACGGAGAAGGACCACUGUAGAGAAGGACUGAUCGAGAGCAUGCUACAGGACUGCGUAUGAAAACAACAGGACACCAUUGAUGGUUACAGAGAACUAUGUGAAUGAUGGACAGUGCACUCACUUUAAUGAUAUUCAUAAAUUGCAUAUUGAAUACUUAAGACAACAUUUCGGUCAGAAAUUAGUAGCUAAGUUAUUUAACCGAAGCAGGUUAUGCGUAUAGUACAGUCGUGGCCAAAAGUUGAGAAUGACACACAUAUUUAUUUUCAAAGUCUGCUGCCUCAGUGUC